GAUGCUGGCAUGGGUGGGAGGGAGAAUAUUUGCUGUCAAAAGCCCCCAAGCGGGGAGAGACCCAAUCUGUGUCAGAAAAUGUGAAGACCUUCAGCUUAGCCCAUGUUUCAGAAGUCUGGACUUAGGAUAAAAACUCUAAUUUGUCAUUUGUUAGGGUUUUGUAUAAUAAGUUGAGGGUGAGCCCAGUUUAGGAGUGCGUAAGGUGUGGGUUGUUGCCUCUCUUCAGGGUUUUUGGUACGGCCAUAUGACACAACAGCACUGUCAUUCUGGCACCUUUGGCUACUGAUCAAAGUAGUUUCAGAGCAGCUGAAGCUUUUUCUCCCAGUAUGCUGUGAGGGGAGAUCCUUUUCCAGUUUCUUCAAGGAGCUGCUGCAGUUGACAAGUAGUUUUCUUUUUUCAGGAACCACAAAAGUUUCAGGAUAGGGAAAGAAGGAAUUGAUUCUGCCUGCUGUGGAAAUUUGAUGUUAAUUAAGAAGCACUUCUUUUAAGGCAUAGUUACUCCAAUAUAGUAGAUUUGAGUUCAAAUUAACGUCAGUAUAGUUUUUAUAAAUGAAGAAAAAAAUGUGUCUGUUUUGGCUGAUAACGCUUUACUGCUAUCUCGUCUCACCCAUUUUGCACUUGCUGAUAACUUCAAAUAAACUUUCUUCGGUCUGUAUAACAUACGGUAUGAUAUGGCCCCACUUACGCACUUGGUCUUUAAAGAAAUAUUUAAGAUCCAUAACAUGGUGGCAGUGCUGGAAGUGAUCUCCAGCCUGGAGAAAUAUCCCAUUACCAAAGAGGCACUUGAGGAAUGCUUGUUUAAAUCGGUCUUUCAUACCCUUUUAAGAUACUGGGGAGUGAAGGGAGAGGAGAGAUGGAGGAAGAAGGAAACGAGACUUGGGAGGCUUAUCAAUGAGGUGAGGAAGAAGACAUCCAAUGAGGAACUUGCCAAACGUGCCAAGAAAUUGUUGCGGAAUUGGCAAAAGUUGAUAGAACCUGUAACCCAGAAUGAACCAGUGCCAAGAGGGUUGCCGAAUCCACCUGGAUCAGCAAAUGGUGGUGCUCACAACUGCAAACCAGAAGCGCAACUUCCUGCUGUGGCUGGAUCAAAGCCCAUCAGCGAAUUGAAAAGCAGGAAUGAUAUACAGAAACUAAAUUCUCCAAAACCAGAGAAAUUGGGAAAUCGGAAAAGGAAAGGUGAACACAGGGAUGGGCAUCAGGGCCCUCCUCCCCCCAAAGUCUCCAAAGCUAGUCAUGAAGUAUUACAAAACUCUUCACCCCCUCCCACAAAUGGAAUUGGAGGUAGUCCUGAAAAUUUCCCUAGUCCUGUAGACAUAAAUCUACAUGCAGGGCCCGAAAGCAGCAGGACAGAACUCAGUGAAAAUGAUAAACACAAUAAGAUCCCAGUCAAUGCUGUAAAACCUCACACCAGUUCUCCAGGACUUGUAAAACCUUCAAGCACUUCCUCGUUAUUAAAGACUGCAGUGCUUCAGCAGCAUGAUAAAUCGGAAGAAACCACAGGACCGCACCAACCCAAGAGUCCUCGCUGUUCCUCAUUUAGCCCCAGAAAUGUUAGGCAUGAUACUUUUGCUCGGCAGCAUACUACGUACUCACCAAAGGAUUCGAUGCCUAGUCCAUCUCAAAGGUCUCAGUUCUUAGAUACUGCACAGGUGCCAUCACCGCCACCAUCCCUGAUGCAACCGUCGACACCUCCAAUGCCAGCAAAAAGACUGGAGUUCUCUCAGCAAUCGGUAACUGAGGUAUCUCAGCACUGGCAGGAGCAGCAGGUACCUUCUGAAAGCCAGCACAGGCAUACAGCAGGGACACUUCAACAGCACACAUCUUCCAGCUGCAAAACCAGCUCCCACCCUGGGGAAUCUCUCACACCACACAUGGGCUUUUCACAGGACACUUCAAAAAUGGACAGUGAUGAUGCUGCUUCAGGUUCCGAUAGUAAAAAGAAGAAAAGGUACCGACCCAGAGACUAUACAGUCAACUUGGAUGGGCACGUGACAGAAGGGGGUGUGAAACCUGUGAGAUUAAAAGAGAGAAAGCUCACUUUUGAUCCCAUGACAGGACAGAUAAAACCUUUAACACAGAAAGAUCCUUUGCAGGUAGAAAUCCCUGCACUUACUGAACAGCACAGGACAGAAACGGAAAAGCAGGAGCAAAAACCCAACCUGCAAAGCCCUUUUGAACAAACGAACUGGAAAGAAUUAUCCAGAAAUGAAAUCAUUCAGUCAUAUUUAAACAGACAGAGUAGCUUGCUGUCUUCAUCAGGAGUACAGACUCCAGGAGCUCACUACUUCAUGUCUGAAUAUUUAAAGCAGGAGGAAAGCACUAGAAAAGAGGCUAGAAAGACUCAUGUUCUAGCUCCUAACAGCAAACCUACAGACUUGCCUGGGGUCACAAGAGAGGUCACAAGUGAUGACCUCAACAGAAUACGUGAACAUAACUGGCCAGGCGUGAACGGUUGUUAUGACACACAGGGUAACUGGUAUGAUUGGACACAGUGCAUAUCUUUAGAUCCACAUGGGGAUGAUGGUAGAUUGAACAUCCUGCCUUACGUCUGCCUAGACUGAGUACAGUUUUGCUAAAAAUGCUUUUACAUCUGCAGUUAGCAAAAAUGGCAGACACUAUGCCACUUACAGAUGGAGAAAGCCUCCUGUCCUGGACAAACAGGCCCAACGAGCAGAGGGUGUGAGGGAGCUGGUUCUUUACAGCUCUUCCCUUUAAAUUCUCCUUUUGUGAAAUGCUGCUACCAGUUUACUAACAAUUGCAAAGGAAGGCAUACGAAGGUUGCUAAAUUGAGUUCAAAACUCUUAUAGCGAGCCAGCUAUAAAAAAGUGUUAGUCCCCAAGAAGUGAAGAGGAUUUCCAGCACUUUCUGAAUGCCGGAAUCUUAUUACAGGCAGGUACAGAGAAAAUUGUGGAAGUUACCUUAACAAAAUAUGCAUCUAUUUAUUUGACUUGAUUUGGGUUUUUAUUUGGCAGUGAGAUAUUCGAGAGACAAUGUGCAAAAACUGUAGUUUUAUUUGUAUCACAUCUCUGAACAUGAUUGCGUUUUUUUAAAGUCAUGUGGUACGGAGAUUGGGUUUUAAACAGCAGGUGUUGCACUGCAGGCUGGGAGACCAGCUUCAGCUCAACAUUCCAUAGGCAUCCACAUAUUUUAGUCUGGUUUCAGUUUAAAUCCAGUCUCUGAGAAAUGCUGCAAAAACUAGAUGUUUAAUGAUAUUUUUGAUCCCACCACCACCAGCCAAAUAUUUUUCCUCCUUUUCCCUUCCUGCAAACUUCUAGGAAAAAAAAAAAAAAAAGAAAAAUCACCUUUUCUAGAAUCUAAAUGUAAUGAGGGUGCUACAAGUUUGUAACUGUACUGUGAGAGGGAAAAAGGAAGCCUGUUUGUAUGCUGGAAAUAUACUUGUUACCAUUCCUUUAGAUAUUGUUUGCCUUAUGGAUAUCCAUCAUAAACGCAAUUUGCAAAAACAAAGAGCCUUAGUGAAUGUACAGUACCUAGACUUCUGUGUUCUUGGGAUGCAGAAGGGAGCAACUUUGCUAUUUGGUCCUUUAAGUGGACACAUUGUGAUAUAAAUGUGGAAAUAAAAAAAAUUUGCACAAAA
Messenger RNA from Harpia harpyja (harpy eagle), 3595 nucleotides. RefSeq names its product mediator complex subunit 26 (gene MED26). Lineage: Eukaryota; Metazoa; Chordata; Aves; Accipitriformes; Accipitridae. Gene Ontology annotation, biological process: regulation of transcription by RNA polymerase II; positive regulation of gene expression. Gene Ontology annotation, cellular component: mediator complex; nucleus; core mediator complex. The coding region runs from base 672 to 2561 and encodes 629 amino acids. The transcript is spliced from 4 exons. The record is from RefSeq and is a predicted model, not a curated record. Gene Ontology annotation, molecular function: transcription coregulator activity.